This is a messenger RNA of Diachasma alloeum, 4733 nucleotides long. It is a transcript of the gene Pex23, whose product is annotated as tectonin beta-propeller repeat-containing protein. Gene Ontology annotation, cellular component: membrane. The record is from RefSeq and is a predicted model, not a curated record. Gene Ontology annotation, molecular function: carbohydrate binding. Lineage: Eukaryota; Metazoa; Arthropoda; Insecta; Hymenoptera; Braconidae. The transcript has 4 exons. The coding region runs from base 190 to 4188 and encodes 1332 amino acids.
CUGAUAGGACCUGACAGUUGACGUAAAAUCCAACACAAGUAAAUCAACAAAAAUCGUUAAUCACCAGUCGUUCAUUUUCGAAUCAAUGACCGAUUAACUGGUCUGGAUAUAGUUGAGAGUCAAGUUGUAGUGAAGUGUGCUGAGGAUUUUUCCAGCGUCCCAUCGAACCCCUCGAAAAAAGAAAAAAAAAUGCCGAGCACAUAUUUAUACGCGAUAAACAGCGAGGGCCGGGUAUUGGCGCUCUCGAGCUCCGGUAGCAUGUGGCGGGAAUUUAUGUACCUGGGUCUCGAAUUUAAACGUCUCUCGGCGGUGCCCCACUUCAUGUGGGCUAUCGGAGGCGAUCGACAGGUGUACGUUCACGUGCAUGGUCUUGACAUACCGAUUCGCAUAAAAGAGGAGACUUACGAGAAUGAACGGUGGCUUCCGCUGGAGGGCUUCAGCGGAAGGCUAUUACCUACGGACAGAUAUAACUUCUCGAAUAUCGAUGGAACGGUCGAUAGAUCUAGGGACAAGGUAAAAUUGCCGUCAAUGGCUUGGCAGUGGGAGGGAGACUGGCAUAUCGAGACUACUCUUGAUGGACAACCGUUGGACCAUGACGGUUGGACAUACGCCGUAGACUUUCCAGCCACGUACUCCACCAAAAAGCAAUGGAAGUCCUGCGUGCGUCGUCGCAAAUGGGUCCGUUACCGACGAUACUCAGCCCUGAACUCAUGGUGCGCGAUAGCUCCCCUCCAUAAAGACCCUACGAAAGAGCCAUUUAUCGACGUAGCGAUAGGUGGCACUCAGAUCCCCGGUGGGAAUCCCACAAAUUUAUCCGUGUGGGCGGUAACAGCUCACGGGCGCCUCAUGUACCGCGUGGGGGUAUCGUCAACCUCCCCCGAGGGCCAGCGCUGGUCCGCCAUAAAGCUUCCGAGCGGCCAAGAAGUAUCUCAAGUUGGCGUCGGUACUUCCGGUCUAGUCUGGUGCGUCCUGACUGACGGCAAAGCCCUCGUUCGCACUGGGAUCACCCGGGAGAAUCCGAUGGGCGACGACUGGAGGACUGUAGACCCUCCGGAUAACCUAAAACUGUCCCAAGUCAGCAUCGGAACAGACGCCCUCUGGGCGGUAUCCCAAGACGGCUCCGUCUGGUUUCGGAAAGGGAUCAAGGGAGAGAUGAGUGGUAUCUGCGAACAGUUGGCCACAGGGACCGGAUGGGUUGAGAUGCCAACCAAGAUGGCAAUGGUUUCCGUAGCUCCGAACGAUCAAGUCUGGGCGAUUGGUCUCGAAGAUCGGUGUCUCUACUACAGGACCCAAAUAUCCAACUCAGAACUCACGGGCAAAAAGUGGAGACCCAUCACGGCACCACUUCAACUGUCCAGGGCGAGCUCCAAUGCGAGUCUGUCAUCAUCAAACCGUCACAGCAUGUGCGGAACCCCGCAACAACAGCGGCACCAGAGCUGGAGUUCACUUAAUCGUCCCCAGAGCACUGGAGACACUACUGCCCUGAUCAGAGACUGGGAGGAGCAGUCGAGAUCAGCGCCAACCGCGACCUCCCUGAAGUCGUGGGAGAAAACGGACAGGCCACAGGCCUUCCAGGAGAUGUUUCCAGGGGACGAUAAGACCAAAUCAUCAAUUUCGAUUGAGUCGAACGAUCUCACUGACUCCUCCGGCAACAUCACGAUCUCAAAUGAAUCGUUAUCGCAUUCUGGGGAGAGCACGAUCGUCUCUGGGAAGGGCAUGGGGAGCACUGUGAAGGUCAAUCCGGCUGCAUGGUCCCCGGUCCACUCGGUCGGAUCGAUGGUCGGAGUCGAGGCGCAUCCAGAAACCGAUGGAAGCGUUUUCGAUCCUGAUUUGACUGGUGAAUCUGGUAUUUUUGGGGAGGAUGACAGCACCGCUGCCAUGUACUGGGCGGAAUGCGAGGUUCUUUGGUGCAAGGUCGAAGCAGGCGCUUGUUUCGUUGAUCCUAGCAACCCUCCGAAGUGGAUCAGCGAUGGACAACACUCGAAUUCCAGUGAAAUUUCCGAAAGCUGGAGGAUCCGAAUCCUUGAAGAAUUGAAGACCAGGCAAAGAAAUAUAGAAUCGUUGGUUUGUGACUUGUCGACGUAUGAGAAGGCGAUCGAGCGGUCGUCAUGGGUGAAGAAUGGGGACGCCAGGUGCCGGUUGAAGGGCAACAGCAACUUCGAGGACUGUGUCAUCGAGCUGGAAUGGAUUAGCAGCGACACAGGAGCCUUGGACUCUGGUACCUUGACCAUUCUCAAUUCUGAUGGUGCCACGACUGUUCUCCAGUUUCCCGUGUCAGAGAUUGUCGCUGUCAUCAGCUGUUCUGAACCUGGGGCACCAAGGCUUGCUAUCCACACACCCAAACUCCCGAAGUCGAAGGUUCUGAGGCUGCAGUUCUCCAGUGAUACAGAAAUGGAGGACUGGUUAGGACAUUUGACGUCCGUCACCUGCAAGAUGAAUAACGUAUACUCGAGACCCGGUCCAAGAUCGAUCUGGACGACAACCGCUUUAGGAGACGUUUACGUUUAUGAUCCUGUAAUAGCUGAAGGCAAUCAGGUGCACGAGGGAACUUACACACAAGAGUUGGAAGUAUCAGGGAAGGUCUCGUACCUUCCGUACGAGACAAUCUUGCAUAACGGUUUCGGCCCGGGGAGUUCGCUUCUCAUAUCUGUCUGCUGCCAUGAUGACGCCGAUCGUCUUGCUUUCAACUUCGUCUCACACAUGGGUCUAGGGAAAAAGGCUACAGAGUCCCAUGACAUAGCCUUCCAUUUCAACCCUCGGUUGAACGAGAAUAUCAUCGUCAGGAAUACUUACGAGAACGGACAAUGGGGUGACGAGGAGAGGUCAGGAGGAUCUCCCCUGAAGCCCGGGUCAGACUUCUCCUUGAAGAUUGUCUGCGAGGAGAGGAAGUUCAGGAUCUUUAUCAACGACAAGGAGUUCACGUCUUACUGCCACAGAAUACCUCCAGGGGGGAUAACCCAUCUCAGGAUAAAGGGCCUGAUGACUCUUCACAAAAUCCUGUAUUCUUCGAAGCAAGUCAUCAUCGAACCCGUGACCAUGUUCUGGAGACUGAUGGGUGGGCACUUGCGCAAGGUGGAGACCUGUUCUUCCGGGAUAACCUGGGGCCUAGGAUACGAUCACACCGCAUGGGUGUACACGGGUGGUUGGGGCGGAUCCUCCCUGAAGGAGCUAGGUUCCAACGGAGACGUCAACCCCAUGAUGGACGUCCAGAACUACUUCGUCUACGAGAACCAGAGAUGGAACCCGGUGACCGGAUACACCUCCCACGGGCUUCCAACGGACAGAUACAUGUGGAGUGAUGUGACAGGCAGGCACAAGCGAACUCGGGAGCACACGAAAUUGAUGUCAAGCCGUUGGAGAUGGAUUUCCGAUUGGAUCGUCGACUUCCAUACCCCCGGCGGCGUCGACAGGGACGGCUGGCAGUAUGCCACGGACUUCCCCAGUGUCUACCACGAGAAAAAGAACUUCACGGAUUACGUGAGACGUAGGAGAUGGUUCCGGCGGUGUCAGCUGACGACUUCGGGGCCUUGGAAGGAAGUCGGGAACACGAAGAUCGUGGACAUUAGUCUCUUCAACAAGGGCGAGGAUGAGGGGGUGGAGGUGUGGGCAGUCGCUGCCAACGGCGAAGCUCUCUACAGACGAGGGGUCACUGAGACGUGCCCCAUGGGCGUCUCCUGGGAGCACAUACCUUCCGAUCAAGCGCUGAUUGGAAUAUCCGCCGGGCCGAUGGGGCAAAUUUGGGCAGUGGGAAAAAACGGGAGCUCCUACUGGAGAUUCGGCAUUUCGGAGACGAAACCCACGGGAGAGGUGUGGACCAAUGUGGAACCGCCUCCUGGCGCUCAGUUGAAACAGAUUUCGGUGGGGGGCGGGGGCAUUUGGGCGCUGGAUACCAGUGGAAGGCUCGCUGUGAGGAAGGAAAUACAGCCGAAGGUCUUCCCGGAGGGGACGCACUGGCAGGUGCUGCCGGCUAUGCCGAAUGACCCCAUUCAUAUUGAUCAGGGAGUGGUCAAUGCCAAGCAAGGGUUCAGAAUGGUUGCGGUUUCCAAGGUGGAGAAGCAGGUCUGGGCUGUGUCGGGAGCGGGGAUUCUUUGUCGGAGGAUUGGAGUUACUGAAGAGAAUCCAGCGGGGACAGGAUGGACUACUGGGAUUGGGGCAAAUUGGCAACACAUCACUAUUGGUGGACUCUAAUCACAGCCCUUAAAGCCAAAUAUCGUAAACAGAUAAAAUAAAACACCACAGUAUUUUCUCAAUCUUAAGAUAACUAUGAAAAGCUUAAAGUUCAAAGCAUCAACGACGUGGCCUGAACCUUAGAAUCACUAGUCACUAACUAAUCGUUGUAUUUUCGAAAGACUAAGUAUUUUGUCCAUUUUCAAUGGACGAUCAACAUAAGCUGUUACUAAACUAUUAGAAGAACUAACUAGUCUUGCUCUUUUAUUUUAUAUUUCUUUUUGUGAUAUUGAAGACAUUCCCGAGGUAAGCUAUGAUCACGUGAUUUUUUAAUUCCUAAAUACUAUUAUUUUUGUACAAUCGCCAUGAGAAUGACAUUAAUGGGAGAUAAGGGAGAUACAAAAUAAUUAUUACAGUCAUUUAUACUACGUAUGUACAGUGAGAGUCGGAAUACUGAAUAAAUUACGCUCAAAUGUAAAAUGUUUGUGAAUAAAAUAUUUACAAAAGACAUCGCUACUCAUUGCGUGUUUUAGAAUUCAAAGGCAGAGGGUUGGAAAACUUGGAAA